AUGAGUCUACUAGUGUGGAACUGUCGCAAACUUGGGAACCUGCGCACAGGAAAGGAGCUCGAGGUGUUGAUUCGAGCCAAAGAUCCCUCCAUCGUGUUCCUAGCCGAAACAUGGGUGGAUGAAGCUAGGCUAAAAGAAAUUCAGCGGAAUAUUAAUUUUGAGAAUCUAUUUUUUGUGGAGAGAAAUAACAGAGGUGGUGGUUUAGCCUUUUAUUGGAAAAAUUCUCUUGAUCUACAUGUAGAGUCUUCUUCAAAGAAUCAUAUAGAUUCCAUCAUCAAUAAGGGAAGGGGAGAGGCUUGGAGGUUUACUGGUUUUUACGGUGAACCAGCCACGCAUAGAAGGAGUGAAGCAUGGAAUCGUCUUCGGCUACUAAAUAAUAGUCUUCAGCUUCCUUGGCUUUGUGCUGGGGAUUUCAAUGAGCUGACUCGCAUGUCGGAAAAGAUGGGAGGUAGCUAUAGAAGUCAAGCUCAAAUGCAACUCUUCCGAGAUGUUAUCGACGAGUGUGGGUUUAUCGACCUUGGUUUUGUUGGCUCUCAAUUUACUUGGAGGAAGCAUUUUGUGGACGGACACUCCAUAUGGGAAAGUUUGGAUCGUGGGUUGGCCAACCAUGAAUGGUUCUUAAAGUUUUUGGGUACUAAGAUCCAUCAUCUCCAUUCAGAUUCAUCUGACCAUAGUCCAUUAUGGAUUACACCCGAAGGCUUAGAAAUCCCUUCAUUUGCUAAGCCUUUUAGAUUUGAAGAAAUGUGGCUUUCAGAUUGUGGUUGUUCUAAUAUUGUAGAGGCGGUUUGGUGCUCAAGGGAUGGGAUGGUUGAUCCGGCAAUGAAGGUUACUCACAAGAUAAAAAAAUGUGGAAAAGAGCUAACCCAAUGGAACCGGACCCACUUUGGAAAUGUGAGACAAGAGCUGAUAAGGAAAAGGAAAGAACUUGCUGAAGCUGAAAAGGUGGCCAUGCGGAUUGGGUGUAAUGAGAAAGUUUGUUGCAUUAAACAGGAGAUUGCUACGUUGGUUGACAAAGAAAAUAGAUUAUGGUUUCAGCGAUCCAAAGAAAAAGGAAGAAUUUGA
Molecule: messenger RNA, 1062 nt
Organism: Quercus lobata
Lineage: Eukaryota; Viridiplantae; Streptophyta; Magnoliopsida; Fagales; Fagaceae
Exons: 1
Coding region: 1-1062 (353 amino acids)
Molecular function (GO): catalytic activity
Source: RefSeq, a predicted model, not a curated record